Linnemannia hyalina is the source of this 5868-nucleotide messenger RNA. Lineage: Eukaryota; Fungi; Mortierellomycota; Mortierellomycetes; Mortierellales; Mortierellaceae. The record is from the annotation of a GenBank genome assembly.
AUGGCAUGGCAACUCAAGAACAAGAGACUCCAGUCCCAGGGGCCAGGAGGCCUCAACACCAACUCUUCUUCCUUAACGAACUCUCUCCUCAACAAUAACGCCCAUAAUCUCCUCUCGUCCAAAUCUCCAUCUUCGAAUGCAAACACCCUCACCGGUGGCCUCCACAACAACCAUCUCGCCAAUCAUCUUGACGCCUCCGAAGACAUGGUCCGCCAAUUCGCCGCAUCCCAAAUCGACACCCAAAAGACGACCUUCAUGCGCUGGGUCAAUGUCCAGCUGGCCACCACCACCGCCUAUAGCCCGAUGACGACGAUCGAGAAGGACCUCAAGGACGGAAAGCGACUUAUUGGUUUGCUGGAGGUUGUCUCGAAGGAGCCGCUUAAACCUGAGCGCGGUAACAUGCGUAUCCACCAGAUGGCCAACGUCUCCAAGGCACUGGCGUUCCUGGAAAAGAAGACGGACGAGCCACUGCAGUCGAUUGGUAACGAGGAUAUCGUUGACGGCAAUGUCAAGUUGACACUGGGUCUUAUCUGGAAUAUUAUCUACCGCUUCCAGAUCCAGCAUAUCGCUAACACCAUGACCGAGAUCUACCCCAGUCUCCUCAACGACAUAAUGGAAGAGGAAGCGUCAGUAGUCAACCAGAAAAAGAAAAAGGGUGCCUCGCAGCACCAGGUCGAUGCCAAGCAGGCUCUCCUCCGCUGGGUCCGCCUCCAACUUGAAGACUACUCCGAUAUUAUCCCUCCAAUCCAGGAUUUCCACCGAUCAUGGAAGACAGGCGUCGCUUUUGCCGCACUCAUCCACCGACAUGACCCCAACAUCCUCCCCGACUUUUACAACUCUAUUCUCCAGGCCUCUCACGAGACCAUCGAACAAUCCCGCAAAACUCUUACAAUAGCCUUCGACGCCGCCUUUGAACGGAUGACCCUCCCACGACUCUUGGACCCAGAGGAUCUGGUCGAUGUUGAAACGCCCGACGAACGCUCUAUUAUGACCUACGUCUCGGAAUAUUACCUCAUCAUGUCCCAACACCAACAGGAGCAGGAUCCCGUCGUCGCAGAGGAACUCCAUACAAGCCGACAACAGGCCAAGGAACAUCGUGUCACAUCCGCAGAGGAAGAUUUACAGGCAGAGCUGCGACGGACACAGGAGGAUGAGGAGCGCAAGAAGCGAGAAGAGCUCGAAGAACUUGAGCGUAUCCGACUCCGUCGUAUGGAAAUCGAAGGCUGGUCUAUCCGUGCUGUCGAAAGAGCCCGUGAGGAGGAGGAGGCUCGCAAGAAACGCAGGGAGGAGGAGGAAGAGAAAAAUCUGCAGCGGAAACUGAAGCGAGAGGCACGAGAGCGCGAAAAGGCGAUUCUGUACGAACAGACUUAUGGACGUCCCCCAAGGGGCGCUACGGCGGCGGCUGCUCAGGGCGAUGAGGAGGAAGAAGGCGGCGUCGCAGGCGAAGAUGGCGUGCAUAGUGUGCAUAGCGUGCAUGGGUUCUCAACAACGACAACAAUUAUACCCAUGGACCCAGAGGAGCUGGCAAGGCGGCAGGCCGAACUGGAUGAGAAGCUGGAGCGAUAUUUGAAGCAGGCUCAGAAUCUGUUGGACUGGGUUGAGCGUCAGGAUGAGAACUUGCCACCAACACCCGACACCACUGCACCAUUGGACCGGUCUCGAGAUCUCGACCAGUUCAAGCUCGAGGUCCAGCAAGCAGAGGAGGCCAGGAGACGCAAAGAAGACGACUUCUCGCUUGUACAUUCUAUCCGCGACGAGGUCCUCGAUUUCGAGUCUCCCGAUCUCACCUCUGAGCAGGUCACCCACGUGGAGGAGAUGUGGCAGGAACUUGAUACUCUUUGGACCGCUUUCAGCAAACGCACCUCAGGAGCCAUGGAUGCCGUUCAGGAGAUUCAGUGGAUUGUCGAGUGUUCUCAGGAGAUUGACCGUAUUCUCAGCGACCUGCAGCGAUUCCAGGAACAGCUCCAACUCACUGCCGAAAAGCGCUCGCUCGACUCUCUCCAGGACCGUUCUCAGGGAUCCGUGCUCGACCACCAGGAGUCCAACGUCGUCUCGAUCAAACUCCUCUGGAAGAGGUACACCGACACUCUGUCUAAUAUUCUCGUCUCGGAGACUUACACGCCUCCUGCCCAUCUUGCCCAACAAAGCGAACAAGUCAACACCGUCGACCUUCCCAGCCUCGGAGCUCUUAUUAUCGAGGCACACAACAACCUGUCGAACGAUCGCUUACUCCAGACGUUCCUGUACACCUUUGUGCUUUCGGAGGAAUGGAUCGAGAAGAGUGUUGAGUUACUCGUCAGUCUCAAAGACCCUAGCUUUGUCACCAGGGAUGUCUGGAGGUCAGGCGAGACGGUCAAGGACUUUUUGGCCAGAGACACGUCCCGGGACGACCACCUCGACAAGUACCGGGCCGAAACGACCGAGCGUCAGGUUCGCCUGGAGGAGGAAAAGACAAAGCUGGAUGAGUUCCGGUCAACAGGCCUCGAAAAACUGGAACAGGAGGCGCAGGCUGUCAUUGCAGGAGUCGAAGAGACUCAGGAUGUCACAGCCCCCGAGACCGUUGCGGCGGUCGAGAAGAAGAUGAGCGGAGUCAAGGCUCGUUUGGAUCAGGUUGAGACGAUGUUGCCCAAGGAACUGGAUCGGCGCGCAUAUGCCUCGCGUGUGCUCGACUACCUGGAGGCUGCACGUUCGACUCAGGCACUGCUGGAGACGGCGUUCAAUGCUGUCAACAGCUGGGUCUUGACCCAGCCGGGUACUGAGGCUGAGGAGACUGUCAACAAGGUGACCAGCAGCCUGGCCCAACUGGAGGCGACUUUCAAGAACGCCGAUGUUCAGCCUGUAGUGUGGGAUUCGAUCCAGAUCCGUCACAAGGGGUUGAGCAAUCUUGUGAGGGAUCUGUCGUCGUGUCUUCAGGAGAAGCAGGAGACCUUGAUCGCGGACAAGCAGAUGAAGGAGUUCCUGGAUGUCACUCAGUCCUGCCAGAUGACUCUCCGCGAGUUCCGUUCGGACCUCUACUGUGAUACCCCUUUCAAGGGCAUGAUCUCGGACGAUACUACACCCUUUGACGAGUUUGCGGCCAUGGUCUCAAGAGUCGGUCAGGCGUUCGAUGUCUUUGAGGAGGCCAACUACAACAAGUAUCAGGGUAUGGCGGCCGCGAUGACAGCUUCGUCUACUGCGGCAGGAUCUAGGCAGGACCCGACUGUUGUGCAGGCCAAGAUCGCCAGUGUCCGCCGACUCUUUGACGACAUUCGUGCCUUGAGAGCUGAUCGCGAGCGGGAUGUGAUCAACCUGGUCGAGUGUCGUCGUGUCAUUACGACCAUUAAGCGUCUGGACGCCGAUUUGACGUCUGUCGACAACCGUCUGACAGCUUUGGAGAUUACGGACCCGGACCAGAAGCAGACUCUGAACGGGCUGGUCGAUCAGGCUAGCCAGCUUGCGAACGAGUUCUUGUUGAUCGAACAAGGACCCGUCUUCCGUUUCAUCAACCAGGAUGCUUCCUGCGCGCCCUUGCUGAAGGAGAUUCGUGAGCGUCAAGCUCAUAUUGUCCAGAUGCAGGCUCGUCUCAGCCUUGGAUUGGAGAUCGGCGAGCAGUGGGGACUCUUGUGGGAUCAAUUCACGGACCGCGUCAAGACCCUGCAGCAGUACCUGGAAGAGUCUGAGGUUGAGAUCCGGGGACGCAGCCUCUACUCGAUCGACGGACUUGCGGAUGGCGAUUCGAACUGGAAGAAGACCGAAGAUGAGCUGCACGACGCUGAGGUAGCCAACAACAAGACCCAGACCAGUUUGAACGAGUUCAAGAGACAGCGCAUGUUGGAGUUGUCGAACCUCAAGGUUGCCCUUCACCAGUCGGUUCAGCUUUCGGGAGGCAUUGAGUCUCUGGAUCAGAUCAGGACGGAGCAGUACCACGAGGCUGAGCAGAUGCAGCAAAAGUUGAGAGAGCACCUUCAACGGUUGUAUCUAUUGAACAACCAGGAGGGGUUCCAGCUUGAAAUCAUUGGACAGCGUCUUGUGUGGUCUCAGCAGCUUGCUGAAUCUGAGAUCCACCUUGCCAAAUCCACCGUUGCCUGCCAAGAUACUGUCGAAGAGUACACUCAGAUCAUUGCCAGUUGCCAGCAGAGCGACAGCACCGCUGAUCUGAAUGCAAAGGUGGUGGAUCAGUUGAAGCAGCAGAUGAACCAGAUCUCCUCCUCAGCAGCAACCCAAAAAGAGGCAUCCAUGGACGUCACUCUCACCAUUUAUGACUCGCUCGCAGAGCUCGCCACCAUGCCCGCACCAGGAGAGUCGGCCGAUUCACCUGAAGUGCAGGCGAAGAAGGUGCCCCUCCAUCUCGAGGUGGAACUCUACGAGUACAAGUCCCGGUACGCCAUGUUGGAUCAUCAUCUGGAGUAUGCCCAGCAAGUAGUCGAGCAUGCGGUCCAAACGGCGUCGUUUAUCCGAAUGAAUGAUGUUAUGGAUAGCGGGUUCCUGAGGAUGGAGACGGAGCUCAAGGCUGAGCGGGAGGCCAACCCAAAGACGCUGGAGAAGAUGAAUGCUAUCCGGAAGGAGCUUGCGGACUUGACGGAGAAACAUCGUGCGGUUGCCAAGAUGCCUAAGCCCGCCGACAAGGUCUCCGAGGUCUAUACCGAGUCCCAGCAGAGUACUCGGGCUCGUUUGGAGGAGGUGCUUGCGUCUCGUCUGGAGCGCAGUGCGCAGUUGAGCAAGAACUUGGAUCCUCAUCUCAUCGGAUUCCAGGCCCUGCUGGCGUACCAGAAUGGACUCCGUCAGCUGUACCAGACCUUGAACGAGCAUGACCGUUGGGUGACACAGUCGAACCAGAAGGUCCAGUCAACUCACGAACAGAUCAAGCAAAUGUUCUCGUCCUGGCCCGGAGACGAGCUCGAGCAGCGCAAGUACCAUAACCACGAGUCGAUGGUAGUCUUUGAUGUGGACGAGCAGGUUGUUGUUGACGAGCUGGAUGUCUUGAUGGACGAGAUGGAGAAGGAAUUUGCCCAUGUCCAGACCAUGAAGCAAGGAUUCGAGGAGACCAAGGAGCUUAUCAAGGUUGCGCUUUUGGGCGCGACUGUGCAUUCCAAGCAGCUCAGGAUGGAGUUGGAGUGGUUUGCUGAGAACUUGACGGGCAGGAUCCAGCAGCUUGAGACGGGGAUCAGGACACGGUCGUUGCAGUUGUUGGCGUUGGAGAAGCGUGCGGCUUGGGAGAAGGAGAUUGAAGUCGCCCGGUCGUGGUUCAAGGAUUUCGCCAAGGCUGUCAUCCUCUUCGCGCGCGAGCAAUCCCGCUGGAAGUCUAACCAUAAGCGUGCAGGCGACGACGACAACAUAUCCCUCCGCUCUGUCAAGACCACCGCCUCCCGAAUCCGAGUCGACAGACUGGGACUCUCCGUGAUCGAGUUCGAGGACCAGGUCGAAGUCUUUGAAACCGAGUCCCGACCUCAUGUAGACAGGGCUUGGUCAGAGUUGUGCUCGGCUCUGGCGAUCAUUGCCCGCUCGGUCCCAGACGAGUUCCAGAACCGUCAGCAUGCUUUGAGCAGAGACUUCGAGGAUAUUCGGAAACAGGUCAGCAUGAGUUCUGUGAUUGUCACGCAGCGCCGGUCUUUGGAGGAGAUGGCGUUCAGGCUGGAGUCGUUGGAGCAUUUGAAUGGUCUCAAAGAUGAGCUGAAGGAGGAGACAAAGUUCAACGGCAACCAUGGCAACGGAAACAGUAACGUCUACGCCUAUGGAAAUGGCCAAGGCAACGGCAAGGUCGCUCCUACACACCUUGCUGCCCCUGACUCCAAGGAUGGCAAGUAUGGAUCCGACACCGUCAGCACCAAGACCAAAGAGAAAAAAUGGAGCCGGUUCCAGGCCAAGGUCAAGAAACUCACCAGGCGCUAA